UGCACCUUUACCUCUGGACUGCCGAUAGCCAAACCCUAGAAUCGCACAAUCGCACGUAGCAAUGGCUGGAAGAGGAAAGGCGAUCGGAUCCGGAGCCGCGAAGAAGGCAACUUCAAGGAGCAGCAAGGCCGGCCUUCAAUUCCCGGUCGGCCGUAUCGCUCGUUUUCUCAAGGCCGGGAAAUAUGCUGAGCGAGUUGGGGCCGGAGCCCCGGUCUACCUCGCCGCCGUUCUAGAAUACCUUGCUGCCGAGGUCUUGGAGUUGGCUGGGAAUGCUGCCAGGGAUAAUAAGAAGACCAGGAUUGUGCCAAGGCACAUUCAGUUAGCUGUGAGGAAUGACGAGGAACUCUCUAAGCUUCUGGGCACUGUGACAAUUGCUAAUGGUGGCGUUAUGCCUAACAUUCACAACCUUCUUCUUCCUAAGAAAGCUGGCGGUGCGUCCAAAGCUGGUCCAGCUGAUGAUGAAUGAAGAUAGUUAGAAUCAAAAUCUCAACUUUUUAUUAUUUAAGUUGUUUAAUAUUAUUUAGUUUAUGUUAGUAUUGAUGAUCAAGAUAAAUUUCUUUGUACCCCUGGUUAUGUUUUGUUGUUGGACAAGUUGCAGUGAAUAUAAAAGCUUUCAAUUUUCUGAUA
Molecule: messenger RNA, 627 nt
Organism: Dendrobium catenatum
Lineage: Eukaryota; Viridiplantae; Streptophyta; Magnoliopsida; Asparagales; Orchidaceae
Product: probable histone H2A.3
Exons: 2
Coding region: 62-466 (134 amino acids)
Cellular component (GO): nucleosome
Molecular function (GO): DNA binding; protein heterodimerization activity; structural constituent of chromatin
Source: RefSeq, a predicted model, not a curated record